AUGGAAGCAGUUCGUUGUCUAAAGCAUGAUCAGCUAUGCAUGCUGAAGACAGGAACCAAAGCUGGUGCUACCCAAGGGAUGAGUUUCUAUGUAUGUAGCAGAACAGACUCCUGUGGCUUUGCACAGAAAACAGAUUUAGCUCCACAAGAUUGUCCCAACCACCCAGGUAACACAAUGGAGCUGCAAUCUUUGUCAAACAGCAAGACUUCUGGGGAGCAAAGGAAAUAUUUCCGUUGCCAUGGACGACCAGAAACACAGACAUGGUGUGGUUAUUAUUCAUCUAAGAACAACCCAUCAAAAUUUUCAGAGAAGAUUACAAGUCCGAAAGAAAAGGACACCCAAAGUAAUCUUAAAGUGGACCAUGCUGGUGGACCUGACACUAAGAGUUGUGUUGAUUCAACAACUUCAGAUCAAAUCUCGAAAAGAAUGGAAAAACUUGAUCUUGAUUCUGGUCAAAAAGAUCUGCAAGACAAAGAAAUUCCAAAAGUUUGUAGCAAACUUAAACUCAAGAAAAAUGCCAAGGUUGUGUCUCAACCACAGGAAGAAGUCAGUUUUGCUGUAUUAUCAGCACAAAGUAAACAGAAGAACUCCACUGGCAGUGACAAAAGUGGUUUCAGUGCUGAAAAGAAAUCUGUUUUAAACCAUUUGAAAAUGGGUGGACGAAGGGAGUCUACAGCUGCUUGUAUAGAUCUGACAAGUGACGAUGAAAAUGACAGUGAUGGUAAUAGUGACAUUGGACAUGAAGAUGAAAGAUUAGCAGAUCAGGAGCGUGACAUGUUAACACAAUAUGGUGAAAAUAAUGGUGUGGUCAGUCACAGUUCACCCACUUCUGUAUCACAGACAGGCUAUACAAAAGGUCAUGGCUCAGACAGGAGUCAAGGUCAGAUAAAUGAUGUGUCACAUGCACAGGACUCUAUAAGUAGUAAGACUAAUGGAACUGCAGAGGUAAGUCUUCCUACACAGAAAAGACCAGGGAUGUCAUCAGAGGAGGCCAACAUCACAGUUCCUCAGUCUACUAUUGAACAUGUCAGUAAAUCUACCAUUCCUGUACAGUCCGACAAGAACACAGCUCUUCAGUCAACUGUGAAUUUGUCCCAAAUGUCUAACCAUGGAGGGGUCCCAACACAGAUAAAACCAGUAGUGACCACUGGGCAGUCAAUGGUCACAGUUCCUGAACCAAUCAUUGUACACACAUCUCAAAGUACAAGUAAUACAGGUUUUCAAACAGCUAACCAGCUUAGUUUGAAGCAAGACAUUGAAGUCCGCGACAGUUUGUUAAAACGGUUACAAAAGCAGAAGCAAAUUAUAGCAACUGUGAAAAUGUCUACCCUACCAGACCGCGGUAAAAAGCUGAUGGAAGAAGUGGAGAAACUUCAGAAUACCAUUUCUAUCUAUAAUAAAAAAAUCUCUGACCAUAAUACUAGAAGUGAAAAAGGUACUAGUAAAAAUCCAGGAAUCACAGUGAUUAAGCUACCUGCCAAACCAGAAGGUCAACAGACAAGUACUGGACAGCACCAACAACUCCCCCCAGGUGUUAAGGUGAUUCGCCUUCCUGCACAGCCCGUAAGUGCCCAUGCCUCACACAAUCCUGACGGACUUCGUCAGACCAGCAUCCUGCCUCAUACAGCCCACUUACCUCCUCACAUUUUACAGCAAUUAUAUGCAGCCAACCCCCAAGCCAUGCAGCUAUAUGGAGGGAGAAUGACGGCUGCCCGUUUGAGGGAGGUUGGCAGUAUCACAAAGGAAGCCAUAGAAAAACUACACAAACAACUGGAGACCUGUCCUGGAGAGGAGAUUGAGCUUACAGAUCCCAAGGGGCUAACUGUUCCUCUGAUGACUCAUCAAAGAAGAGCACUUGCCUGGCUGACAUGGAGGGAGAAACAACAACCUCAGGGUGGAAUACUUGCGGAUGACAUGGGGCUAGGUAAAACACUAACCAUGAUCUCACUGAUAGCUAAGCAGAAUGAAUCACGAAAGGAUGAAGAACGAACGGAGGAUGAGGAGGAAUGGAAAAGCAAAGACAAGGAAAUGAAGAAAUUUGGAAAAAAUCUUGUAAAGUCUAAAGCCACCCUGGUUGUGUGUCCAGCUUCCCUAAUCCACCAGUGGCACAAAGAGAUUGAGAAACGGUGUCGUUCAAACCUUUUAUCUGUUCUGCUAUAUCACGGACCAAACAGGGAGCAAAAUAUUAAACGGCUCGCUGCAUAUGAUGUAGUCAUUACAACAUAUAAUAUUGUUGCAAAAGAAGUUGGCUCUUCGAACACAAAUGCCGAUGAACCAGUGAAGGACGAUGAAGAUGAAACAGAAAAUCCACAAUCCGAGGUGUCCAACCCUGCAUUGCAGUGUAACAUACUAAGAAUUGUUUGGGAGAGAAUUAUUCUGGACGAGGCUCAUAACAUCAAGAACCAUAAGAGCCUUACUGCUAUGGCUGUGUGUCGCUUGAGAGCUUCUCAUAGAUGGGCAAUCACUGGCACUCCUAUACAGAACCAACUUCUAGACAUGUACUCUCUCUUACGGUUUCUGAGGUGCUCCCCAUUUGAUGAGUACAAAGUCUGGAAACGUCAAGUAGAUACUGGAAAAUCCUCGGGACAGAAUCGAUUGAACAUUCUUGUGAAAUCGUUACUCUUACGGAGAACAAAGUCCCAGACAGACAAGGCUGGAAAACCCUUGGUUGCCAUGACAACCAAGUCAAGUCAGGUGUGGGAGUUAAAACUUUCAGAAAGUGAGAGAUCUGUGUACGAUAAAGUUUUCUCUCAAUCUCGGUCAGUACUGAAAGAAUAUCUAAGAAGACAGGAUGAGAAAGACGGUAUCACAAAAGAAAACGUCAAUCCAUUCAAAGAUCGUGAGAAUGAUGGUCGGGUUGAUGGGGCUGGAGCAGCCUCACAACAAAGCAAGAAGGUUGGCGCUCAGCAGAUCCUCGUGUUAUUACUGCGAUUGAGACAGUGCUGCUGCCAUUUGAGUCUCAUGAGAGAUGCAUUUGAUGAGGAGACAGCAGAGUCUGAAGGUUUAGAAUUAGACAUAGCAGAUCAGAUGAGGGACCUAAUGCUGGAAGAGCCAGGCAAACCAGAGGAACCAAAACUCACAAAAGCAUCACCAAUGUUUGAACAGUCAUUUCUAAGCACAAAGAUGAAAUUUUUAUUAGAAAAACUGAAGGAAAUUAGAGAAAAAGACAGAAGACAGAAAAGUGUAAUUGUAUCCCAGUGGACAAAAUUGCUGGAGAUUGUAGGUCUACAGUUGGACAAGCUUAACAUCAAAUACAGCAUUAUCAAGGGAAACAUCCCACCAAAGAAGCGUGCUGAAGCUGUAGAUGCUUUUAAUUCAAGUGGCAGUGGACCAGAAGUGAUGCUGGUAUCACUUCGUGCAGGAGGAGUCGGACUUAACCUUAUUGGGGGAAACCAUCUGUUUUUACUAGACCAACAUUGGAAUCCUUCUCUGGAGGAGCAGGCUUGUGAUAGAAUCCAUCGUGUUGGACAAAAGAAAGAUGUCUUCAUACACAGGUUUUUGUGUCGGGACACAGUUGAAGAGAAGAUUGUUCAAUUACAAAAGAGGAAACAAGCUAUAGCAGAUAAUGUUUUGUCAGGAUCUGGUGUAUCUAAGACAAAGUUAACACUUGCUGACCUCAGAAUGAUAUUUGGAGUGUAACUUGAAACUCUACUGCCUAAAGGUGUUGUGCUGGCCAUUUCUUAGGAGCAACUUUUCAAUAUGUUACCAUAAAAUCUCAUUGAUAUUUGUAGUAUAAUUCAUAUAUGUCUUGGUAGUGAUUGAAGAAAAACAAUUGCUUGCCUAAGAAUGACAUCAGUAGUUUAUCUUGACCUUUAACAAAUAUUUAGUUGUGACUGAUGUGUCUCCUAAGAAUCAUUAUUGCAUCAUUAAGAAUGACAUUGAAACCUCAACUCAAACUCAAGUCCCCAUAUUUAUGUUGUGGUGGAUGGUGCUUAAAGACUGUUAUCAUUGUCAUUAAAUUUUGUGUGGCACAGAGCUUUCUAUCAGAUGUAAUUAGCACUACUCUUAAAUCUUGAAAAUAAUUUUUAAGUUGAACAAUUUUACAUAAUUGUACAGAAUACUCAUCUGACAUGAUAAGAUAAUGGAGUAUAGUAAAUUCAGGUAUGUUUUUAGGAACAAUAACAUUCACCUUCAGAAUCAGCAAUUGACAUUGACAUUUUAGAUGACAUAAAUGUAGAUUUGCUUACAGUUACACUGGCAUCAUGCAAUGUUAACAUAUCAUGACAACUUUUUGAUUUCUGGUUACUUGUAGUAGGUUGUCGUGAUCCACUUCUCUUACUUUUUGCGGUUUUUCAAAAGAUCAGAUUUUUGUGGACUUUUGAUUUCAUAGAUUAAUAUAGGUAUAUAAAUGUACUAAUGUACUUACACUAAUUAUUCGGCAACAUGGAAGAAAACACCAACUUAAUGAUCGACCUGCCCCCUCUCAGCUAGAAGAUGCCAAGUCCUUUUAAAAGGUUUAUUACAUUCUUAUUGUGUAAUUUUAAAAAAAUAUACAGACAACAUGUCAUUGUCUUCUUAAAAUCAAACUUUAAUCAAAGCCAGUUAUUGACAUGCUUCAAAUCUUCAGCAGAUCAUCAUCAAAACAACAGUUGUUGUUUUUUUUUUUUUUUAUUUUGACAUCAUUUAUACCAUUGUAAACAAGAAAUAGUGACUUCAUAAAUGCUGAGAUGAAAUAAUCUUAAACUGCAAAAGAGCUCAAGGGUUGACAGUAUGAAUAAGAAAGUAGAAAUAAUGUUUAAAGAAAAAAACUUAAACUUGUGAUGUCUGAUCAGCCUUAUUAUAUCUGGAUUAUAAGAUGACACAGACUUGUUGUCCACACAUUUGUUCUACUAUUUUUGCCAUGUUUGUGUAGACUCUGUACACCAGGGGUAUCUAUGCCAGUGUCUGAUGGGAAAAUCAGUUGAACACCAACAUUUAGGAACGAUGUGCCUCCAACCUUCCAGGAGUGUAUAAAGGUACACAAAAUGUUGGUUAAUUUCAUAUAUAGAACUAAAAAUGAGAGGUUUCAGUUUGAGUUCUAGUUUUUGUUUGCGACUCUCAUAUCUACGAGAUCCUCUGAAGGUGAGGCUUUGUUCUUUCCUUUGGUAGUGCUAAAUGACAAAGAAAAUGUUGUUGGUAGAUCGUUUUGGAGCAAUACCAGGUUGAAAAAAUACAAGUCAUUGCAAUGACCAUUUUAAUUGUGCAAAGAACAAAUACAGUGUUAUAAUUAUGUACACUAUAUUACUUCAUUUCGAACAACUGCAUCAUGCAGGUAUUUAUUUUACCAAUAAAGAA
Messenger RNA from Ylistrum balloti, 5274 nucleotides. RefSeq names its product transcription termination factor 2-like. Gene Ontology annotation, molecular function: zinc ion binding; ATP binding; ATP-dependent chromatin remodeler activity. NCBI's taxonomy places the organism in Eukaryota, Metazoa, Mollusca, Bivalvia, Pectinida, Pectinidae. Bases 1 to 3639 code for a protein of 1212 amino acids. The transcript is spliced from 24 exons. The record is from RefSeq and is a predicted model, not a curated record.